Didymodactylos carnosus is the source of this 693-nucleotide messenger RNA. The record is from the annotation of a GenBank genome assembly. NCBI's taxonomy places the organism in Eukaryota, Metazoa, Rotifera, Eurotatoria, Philodinida, Philodinidae.
AUGGAAAACGAUAAUUUCUCGCAAGAUGAUUUAAAAGAACAAUUGGAUGAUCCUGAUUCAGCUCUAUUUCUUGCAUUACACAUGUAUUAUCAUGAGAAAAUUUCACAACUGCUUAAACAACAUAAAAUUCCUGAUACAAAGAAUAAUCUUUACAGUUUGGCAGCCGACAGUGUAACGAAGAACGGGUGGUUAGUCGGUGUAGAAUUAGUGAAAGGAAAGAUACUCUCAGUUAAGUACGAACCCCUACUGACAACAGUCAUCGCGAUGAUCAGUCUUCCUCCAGCACCACAACCAACACCAGCUCCAACUCUUGUCGAUACUUCUUGGCCUGACACAACACCAUUAGAAACAACCACACCGAUAAAACAGCCUGAGACCAAUACAUUAAAAACAACAAAGCAAAUACAAAAUCAACCACCAAAGAAAGAAAGUACCACCGCUACUGUAUCUGUAUCGAAACCAACGACUACAGCAGCCGACGUGCCACCGCCAGUAAAAGUUACUGAUAAAGAUGCUGAAGUCGCCAUCGUUCAGAAAUGCCGCACAACAGCUUUUUUACAAUUACAACAUCUGAUGCAAGCCGAUGAAUUAAAAUAUAUUGACAAAACUUUGAAAGAAAUCUCGCAAGAUAUAAUCAAUCGAUUUUACCGUGAACAACAACGACAUUUCCAGACUUUGUUCUUGAAUGUUUAG